This is a messenger RNA of Coprinopsis cinerea okayama7#130, 966 nucleotides long. RefSeq names its product regulatory protein suaprga1. The record is from RefSeq and is a predicted model, not a curated record. Gene Ontology annotation, biological process: cytosolic ribosome assembly. Lineage: Eukaryota; Fungi; Basidiomycota; Agaricomycetes; Agaricales; Psathyrellaceae. Gene Ontology annotation, cellular component: mitochondrial matrix. The transcript is spliced from 6 exons. Bases 79 to 864 code for a protein of 261 amino acids.
UUCGUCACGUCACCAACUGCUCUUCACUUUCACCUUCACCUUCCACGGCUUUCAGAUUUCUCGAGCAACCAACUAACGAUGUCCGCCCUCCGAGCUCUCCGCCAAGUCGUUCGCGUCUCAGCACGCACCCGGUUCACCCCCGUCGCUACGCGCUACGCCGUCUCCAGACCUGUCUUCGCCAACCAGCUCUCCCGCGCCUUCUCAGUUUCCGCUGCUAAGUUCGGUAGUGGUGCCACCGACGUCGCACUCUCCCAGAAACUCGCUGAGGAGCUCCGUUACGAGCAGACGGAGAACGCGGAGGCUUCGUCGCCUGAUUUCGUGCAGGAGUUUUUGCAGCAGGGUACUUGGACUAUCGAGGAUACACCAGGCCAAGACGAGGUCGCUCUCGUCAGGAAAUUCGGUGAUGAGCACAUCCGCCUCAUCUUCUCCAUCGCCGACAUCCAAGCCGACCCUGAAGAUUUCGAAGCCCACAACGAGAUCGAGGGCGAGGACAUCGACGAUAGCGCCGCUUCUUAUCCUCUCCGCACCUCCCUAACAAUCACAAAAUCCAACGCCCCCGGCUCCCUCAACAUCGACAUGAUCGCCCAAGAGGGCCACUUCAUGGUCGAGAACGUGUCGUUCUACGAUGACGCCAAGCUCGGGACUGAGCUUACCGCCGAGGCGGAUUGGAAGAGGCGGGGGAUGUAUAUUGGACCUCAGUUCAACACCCUCGACGCCCUCCUCCAAGAACAAUUCGAAAAAUUCCUCGACGAGCGCGGUAUCAACGAGACCGUCGCGCACUUUAUCCCCGAGUACGCAGAGUUCAAGGAGCAGAAGGAGUAUGUCAAGUGGUUGGGCAAGGUUAAGAGUUUUGUUGAUGCGUGAAGGGGUUUUGGUGAUGCGUGAAUGGCUUCGUUCCUGCGUACCACCUCAACCUCGGGAGAGGCUUCAAGUUGGCGUCGACCCUCGCUUGACGAUGGUGAGGGC